This is a messenger RNA of Neocloeon triangulifer, 980 nucleotides long. RefSeq lists its product as uncharacterized. NCBI's taxonomy places the organism in Eukaryota, Metazoa, Arthropoda, Insecta, Ephemeroptera, Baetidae. The coding region runs from base 74 to 601 and encodes 175 amino acids. The transcript has 2 exons. The record is from RefSeq and is a predicted model, not a curated record.
UACCAGACAUUCACACAAUUCACAGUUCAACUUCAACAGCCUAGCUUUAAUUCCACAGAAGAAAAGUGAGAAAAUGAACGCUACCUACAAAGAUUUUGUGUCCGACUCAGCAGGACUACCGAUGAAGGAAAUACCGCACUGGUGGUUAAUAUCCGGUUUCCUUGUGGUGAUGCACUUGAUCACCAUGAUUCUCAUCACCAUCGUCAUCGUCAAAUCACGCUCUGAUGAUGAGUCGACCAAAUCAUUGCCGACAAAAAGGUCCAGGGUUGUAUCUGGACAGAGAAUCAUAGAUGCUGAGGAAAUCCAAAUGGAAACCUUACCUACGCAAGAGCGUCAAAAUAAAGGAAUGGAAUUUGCUUAUGAAGAAGCAUGUGGUGGCUUCUCUGAAGAAACAUACCAACCGCCUCCCUCAGGAGCAUACCAGCCUGCCCCCAGUACUUUCAAGGCACCCAUACCAAAAUUUUGCGAAUCUUAUGAGUACAACCAAUGUGACGAACCCACCUAUUCAAAUAAUGCAGAUACUUAUGGAAACCUUAGUUACAGUUACUCUAGCUUUGACGAUGAAGAAACAUACGCAAAUGUCAACACUCUCAAAAAGUGAUAACAUCAAGAUCUGCUUGUUAACUUUUUUUUUUAAAUUGAUAUAAAAUUAUAAAAAAAAUAAUAUCGCUCCUCUCAUAGUAAUCAGAGGAGUGAUAUUCUUUGGUGUUUGGUGUAAAAUGAUGUAUUUGGGCAGAGAAUGCCUGGUGGUACAUUAAUAAACACAAUUGUAACUAAAAUUUUGGCCAAUAAAUUGCAGCAAUGCGUAAAAAAAGUAUGCCCAUUCCUAUCAGGCUAAUACUAUAAUCUAUAAUGAUAUAAAAUUUAGACUUCAUUAUUAGUCUAGUCACAAAAAUAAUAUUAAUAAUUUCCAAUUUCCUCCAUAUUAUACUGUGUAGUAAAUUUAAUCGUUGUUAUGGCUAAUUAUAUAUAAUAAAAAG